UCUGCUAACAGCUGGAAACGUCUGUUAUCGGCACGAUUCUUUCGAAUAUAUUUUCCACCAAUUCUCGCAUUCAGUUCUCGACUGCAGAGCGCGCAGCUGUUUGUAUUUUUCCGGCUCGGUUGCAAAAUUCGUGUUUCCAUUAGAAAUUAUUUGGGAACUAUUCGGAUACAUUUCGGGGAACUAUUUAAAUAUGUAAAUCGAACUGAAAGCAAGCCGUGUUUUUUCCUUAUAUUUGAGGUUGUGUGUUUUUGUAGUGUGUAAACAAAGUACAUUUGCAUGCAUGUAUCUGCGCCUCUUUAGUCAAUAAAUAUUAAUGCACAUUGUGCUGUUGGACGGGCAUGAAUUAGAAAGCAUUAUUUAUUGCACACGUCUGCAGUGCGAAUCAAAACAAAAUCGGAAGCGCUCCGAGAGUGGGUGAGAAAGAGGAGAGUGAGAAACCAGUGGAAAAGAAAUAACAGCCGGCUGAUUUGUUGCGGAAAAGGAAUACGAAGAAAGAGGAAGAAAAACGUAAAGAAACAUAACAGCUGAAAAAGGAACCUGACUAAGUAGAAGUACGUUGUAGCAUGCCAGGAUCGGAAAAGUGAAUACCAGAUCAUAAUGAGCAUCCGCACGGAGCAGGAUUACGACAGUGCCACUCCGGCGCUGCAACGGGAAAUGAAUUUGGCCCGAAGAGCCUGCUGGAGGAUCAAUUCCUUCAGCUCGGAGUACCUCUUCAAAACUAUAGCUUCUGUACUAACAGAUACAGAUGCAGAAGCACCACCACCACCACCACCGAGAGAUGAAACCAAAUCGAGAAUAGGGCCGCAGACAGCGCCCGCAAACCGUAACACAUCCUGCACGUCCUCCAACUGGCGGGGGAUGUUCAGCAAAAGGACGUUGCUCAUCUGCGCCCUAGCCCUAAUCCUUGGAAUUGCCCAGGCGAGGCCCAACAUGAGUGCUGUGGGAGUGGCUCCGGGAAAGGUCAGCCAGGAUAUUGUGGAUGCGGUCACCCAGCUAAAUCUUGGCCAUUCGGCGCCCAUGGAUGCGGUGGAUGUGGGCGUGGAUCCAACGCCACCAGCGACGUUGCCACGUGCCGAGCCGUUGAAAUCCGUCGACCAGGAUGCGGAGGGCGGCGAGGGCCACAAAAUGGAGCGGUAUCCGCUCUCCAGUGUGGACUUUGCUCGGGUAAAGACGCCGUUCAUCAUCGGAAUCUGGAUCCUGUCGGCCAGUAUAGCUAAAAUCGGUUUCCAUAUGACGCCCAAACUGCAUCUAAUAUUUCCGGAAUCGUGCCUGCUGAUUGUCGUGGGCGUGGUCAUUGGCGUGGUGCUCUAUUUCUGCACCGAUGUCGCCGUCUCCCCGCUGACUCCCAAUACCUUCUUCUUCUACAUGCUGCCACCGAUUAUCCUGGACGCAGGCUACUUUAUGCCCAAUAGGUUGUUCUUCGACAACCUGGGCACCAUCCUGCUGAUGGCGGUGGUCGGAACCAUCUUCAACAUAGCCACCAUCGGUGGCUCGUUGUACGCCUGCGGCAAGAUGGGAAUUUACGGGGAAAGCGAGACUCCGGGUCUAAUGGACGUGUUCCUAUUUGCCUCGCUGAUAUCCGCCGUGGAUCCGGUGGCCGUCUUGGCCGUAUUCGAGGAGAUACACGUGAACGAGAUCCUGUACAUUGUCGUCUUUGGCGAGUCCUUGCUGAACGAUGCCGUCACGGUUGUGAUGUACCACAUGAUGGAGUCCUACAAUGAGAUUGGCUUAGACAAAAUCAUCGCCCAGGACAUCGCCAGCGGUGUGGGUUCCUUCUUCGUGGUGGCACUGGGUGGCACUGCCAUAGGCAUCAUCUGGGGCUUUCUCACGGGCCUGGUGACCCGAUUCACCGAUCACGUGCGAGUCAUAGAACCCAUCUUCAUAUUUGUGAUGGCGUACUUGGCCUAUCUGAAUGCGGAAAUAUUCCACAUGAGUGGCAUUUUAGCCAUCACUUUCUGUGGUAUCACCAUGAAGAACUAUGUGGAAUCGAAUAUUUCACAAAAGUCUCAUACGACUGUUAAAUAUGCCUUAAAGAUGUUGUCCAGUUCGGCGGAGACCAUUAUAUUUAUGUUCCUAGGCGUGGCCACUGUGAACAACAUGCACGUAUGGAAUACGUGGUUUGUGGUGCUGACCAUUGCCUUCUGUUCAGUGUUUCGUGUUAUUGGUGUCAUUUUGCUAUCGGCCCUUGCCAAUCGCUUCCGUCUGCACAAAUUGUCCCGGGUGGAUCAGUUCGUGAUGUCCUACGGAGGAUUGCGCGGUGCUGUGGCCUUUGCCCUGGUACUGUUGGUGGACGAGAAUGUGGUUAAGCAGAAGAACAUGUUCGUCACCACCACGAUAGCUGUGAUCUACUUUACUGUCUUCCUGCAAGGAAUCACUAUUAAGCCGCUGGUGAAAAUCCUAAAUGUCAAGCGCGCUAAUAAACGCAAGCCAACCAUGAAUGAGCGCAUUCAUGAACGGUUCAUGGAUCACUUGAUGGCUGGAAUUGAGGACAUAGUGGGCAAAACCGGCAACUACAACGUGCGCGAUAAGUUCAAGCGCUUUGACAAUCGCUUCAUUCGUCCGCUGCUGAUCAGAGAUCUAAAGGGAGCUGAGCCGAAGAUCAUCGAGACGUACUCCAAACUGACAAUGCGCGAUGCCAUGGAAGUCAUGAGGCGAAAUCCAUCCACUAUUGGCCAGAUGACGGGAACCGAGUCGAUGAGCGCCCUUUUCCGGAACUAUACCAAUAACUAUAUUGGCGGCAGGUGGGCACCGCCAACCAUAUACACCACCUGUCCCAGUCUGACAAAUCUAGAUAAUACCUGUUCACGUAAUCUGGACAUGGCUGAGCUGGAUUAUAAUCCAUCCAAGAAGGAUCUGACCGACGCCAGGAUCCAUCAUCUUUUGGCCGAAGAACUGAAGCCUUAUAGAAGGGCCUCAAUACAAAUGCACCGUCGUCUUAGUUAUAGCCGACACGCAGUAGAUGACAGAGAUUUGUCCACCCAGGUCAAUUACAAGAUGCAAAUGAACUUCAGGCGCAUGUUCAAUGAUCGAAAACAUCACAAGCGCAGCAAACGUGGUGCCAGCAACAAGGAGGCCAAGGAGAACGUUAAGCAGAAUCAUGUCUCGUUCCAUGACUUUCAGCAGAACGGCACCACUAAGCAGCUCACCAAUGACUAUAUUAACAAUGUGCUUAAUGAAACAGCCGAGGAGUGCCAACAGAAUCCCAACGAGAUCAAUGUUGUUGGCCCGAGCGACGAUUGGGAUGACGGCCUGACCUUCACCGCGAAAUCAUCACCUGACUCGGAUCGUGCCAAUAACAAUUCCCUGAUAGCCCACAUCCAAAACCUGCCGGGUUUCGAUGCCUCCAAGGCCCGUAUCGUCGUCCAGCACUAUGCGCCCAAGGCCGACGACAAUCCGGACACAGAUCUAGAGUCCCCCGACCAGGCCAUUGGGCCCACGGCCGCCGAAUUGAUAUUGCCAUGGCGGCGGGAUCGUUCAUACCAGAGCAUUGUGGCCGAACAUCCCAUUCCCGAGGAGGAUCGUAAUCUGUCCCGCGAAUCCGACGGAGAAAGGCGUGUGGCCACCCCCACCGCCACGGAAUCCCAGUUGCCGUGGAAAAGACAGGGAGACGAAUGCACGGAUGCAGUGCAGCAGAACGAGUUUCCCGCUUGGGCCUCCAACAAGGAGUACUUGGCCUACAAUUCCCCCAGCGCAACAUUCCUAGGUGGUAUAAACAAGCCUAAACAGCCCAAGUCCGUCAUAGGUCUCUUCCGACGUGAGAGUUCCAGCUCGAAGGCCGGGAGCGUUGGCAUCGGCAGCACAGGAGCCAUGGACUCCGCCGCCAGUGGCUCCGAAACGAUGGUGGUGCCCAUGUCCAGCCAACCGCCCAACGCUCCAUCGACGUCCAUGCACAAUCCGCGGCUGGACAAGCGCUCCCAGUCUAUUUCCUCCAGUUCGCUAGGCGCCGGAGCCCAUCAGCUAGGUCCGGACAGUCAUUCCGGCCCGUUUCCGGUUACGGCCAGUCACCGGCGGAACGUGCGCAGGGGCUCCAUGCUGGAGCUGAGCGGACUCAUUGCAACUGGACGAAGGCCCAGUAGAAUUUUGCAAUUUAGUACGGGAGCAACUAAUUUACUUGGCUCAGCCAUGACUACAAGCCCUUCUCCUCCACCUCCUACUAUUUCAACAACAACAACAACAACAAGAACAACAACAACAACAACUACAAUAAAACCUACAAGCACAUCAACCACCAAGAACAACACCACCAACAACUCAACAGAUACAUCAGCAAGUGCGACGCACUCGACGCCAACCUCCUCGAAAUCGGAGGACAGCGCCCCAUAUACGUACCACACAAAAGACACAAUACCAGAGGAGUCGUCGUACCAGCAUGGACACUCCAAGUCCUUGUGCGAGCCGGCGGACUCGGAUGAAUGGGAGGGAGCAGCAUUGGCCGCAGCUGGUGGAGCGAACAGCGAGCUUUUGAUGCGAAUGAGCGGCAGGGAACCGCUCCUGCCACGCCCAUCCAACACGCCUCGUGCCCAGAUCCGUCGUAUGAACGCCGGGGCGGUGGUGGGCGGGGCAGGCGUGAGUCACGCGGGCCGGAAAAACCAGGUGACCAAGGCGCUGUUGGACUACGAGGAUUCCGAAACCGACUCCGAUGAGAACGAUGAUGAUGAGGACGAGGACUUUGACUCCUACGAUGACGAGAACAUUGUGGUCACCACUUUUACAACACCGGCCUCGGGCAGAAGAUCGGGAUCUAGUCCAGGAUCCGGAUCAGAAGCCAAUACCGCCACCACCACGACAAGCAUUCGGCUGACCCGCAACAACGACGAAAGCAUCAUUUGAGUAUCAAGCACGGAUGGCGACGUGGAGGACGAUCUGGAGGAUGAAGAGCCAUCGCUCCUAGCACCACCAUCUCGUAAUCCAAGAAGUUUGCGGCUGCGUCUGUUCCCGUACGAGAUGUUCUACUAACUAACUCCUAAUCACACAUUUAAAUGACCUAGUUCGUAAGACAAAAGUUGAAAAAAAGUUGCAAAAUAGUUUCAAAAAAAGGUUUAAACCAAAAGCUUUAUAAUUAUAUUAACACAUAAAUCGGACAAAUGCUUAGAUAAGGGAGUAGCGAAAAUUGUAUAUAACACCAGAUUUGAAUAACUUAAUUAAUUUCUUCUUUGUCGUUUAAGUCGCUUUUUAAGAUAUUAACUUCCAGUUUUGUGUUUAAUCCCGAUCAAUUGUUAUUGUGAACCACUUACAUAUACAUGUGUAUGUAUAUCAAAAACAUAAUUUAGUGAUUUCAGCUGAUGUGUUCCGAAAUAGCAAGCAAGCAAAAAAUUGUGUAAUAAAUUACACAGCGUAGCCAAAGUUCAUAUUAAGCUUACAACUAAAGUUUAUUUCCUUACUUGUAAUUUAGAAAAAUGUACUAACUGAAAAUCACAUUGCGAGUAUGUGUUGCUAGCAGUACUUAAGAGCGUACUUAGUUCGAUAAUGCAGAGUUUAGUUCCAUUUUAGCCUUAGUUAUUAAAGAGUUUUAAGGAAUUCAUUUCUGUAUAGCCGCAGAGUCAGUACUAAAAUUAAUGCAGUAAAGUUUUUCUCAGCUGGAACUGUCAGUAAACUUGCAUCAUUUCGAAACUGUUUUGGGAACGGAAAUAACCCCUGGAACUGUAUUAUGCUGAAAAGAAGGCAUUAAACAUGUCAUUUAAACAACAGAUUUUCUAUUGCCUUUUCUAUGAGAUCUUACGUCUUGUUGAAUUUAUCCAGCCCCCUUAUAACUAGUUUCAAAACAGUUGAGCAAAACUUUAGCUUACCCUACCUAUGAAGCAAAGUAACUGAUAGUGAACAGAAAAACGGACAGAGUUAUGUAAUUUAAAAUUAUUUUUGUAAACAUUUACGAACGAUAAACAUAAAAUGCCCAAUGGAUCAUGUUUGAACGAGCGAGAGUUUUGCAAUAGAUUCUGUGUGGAACUUGAGUGUAUAACUAGGAUUGAGCUAACCAAGCAUAAACAUGAUGAACGUGCUCAAAACCCAAGUAAAAAUAGAAUAGUUGAAGCAAAUAGUUUUACUACGCUGACGUAGUUUUGAAGAUGCAUUAGAAGAACGAACUCCAAUUACCAGACCAGAUCCAAGGGGACACACGGAGCCAACUGAGAACACAGUAGCCAAUAUCCAGAAUGGGACAUAUUCUGGAACCUACCUACCUAAAUAUACUUGCGUGGACUGCUAACGGUAAAGAGUGGAAAUGGAACACAUACCUACCUACUACGAUUAACACAAAUAAAUACAUAUAUAUAUUUUCUAACUCAAGGGCAACACGCAUAGUACCGAACAUUAGUUUAUCCAUCUACAUACCUGUAAAUUUAGUAGUUUGUAAUCCCAAUAGGUUAUAGACAAGAAUGCAUUCGGCCAGAUCAGAUAAAAUUGGUUAUCUUAGUUUUUCACAUUUUAUUUUUAGCAGUAAGACAAUAAGCGGCUACCAGAUAAGCUGGAUCUUGGAAAUUGUCACUUUGAAAGAAAUCAUUAGUGGAAAACCCAAAAAGUCAGAGCUGUGUUAUAAUAUGAGCAGGUUUUCUAUGUAAAAAUAAAUUAUUCCACUGAAUUUCCAAAGUCAACAUUGAUUGUGGUGUAAUUUUUUAUUAUGGACGCUCGCUCAUAAAUUACUUGCUUAAGGAAACUAAUAUUGAAUUCAAUUACUGACUAAAUCGAGAACGUGUUUGCAAUUUUCAUACCAUAGGCCCUAAGUUGUGCAUACUUUAAAACUAAAAAUAAAUAUUGAUAGCGCAAGAUUAACAAAAAUUUAAUAAAAACACUCGAUGCAAAACCUAAACAAAGAAUUGUAAAUUGUUAAACUGAUUUUAAAUAAUUUAUAAGAAAAUUUUACUAUAAAUAAAAUUAUUGAGGAAAGCAAAACAAUCUGAA
This is a messenger RNA of Drosophila erecta, 6894 nucleotides long. RefSeq names its product sodium/hydrogen exchanger 3 (gene Nhe2). NCBI's taxonomy places the organism in Eukaryota, Metazoa, Arthropoda, Insecta, Diptera, Drosophilidae. Bases 598 to 4830 code for a protein of 1410 amino acids. The transcript has 22 exons. Gene Ontology annotation, cellular component: membrane. The record is from RefSeq and is a predicted model, not a curated record. Gene Ontology annotation, molecular function: sodium:proton antiporter activity. Gene Ontology annotation, biological process: proton transmembrane transport; regulation of pH; sodium ion transport.